Molecule: messenger RNA, 1547 nt
Organism: Daldinia decipiens
Lineage: Eukaryota; Fungi; Ascomycota; Sordariomycetes; Xylariales; Hypoxylaceae
Exons: 2
Coding region: 198-1139 (313 amino acids)
Biological process (GO): transcription initiation at RNA polymerase II promoter
Cellular component (GO): transcription factor TFIID complex
Molecular function (GO): protein heterodimerization activity
Source: RefSeq, a predicted model, not a curated record
GCGUGGAAGAACCAGGAGAACCAGGAUAUUGGAUACAUACAUGCUAUAAAAUUCCUGCGAAUAUCCGAUUUUUAAACCAAGGCCUGGAGAUCCGUGCUUUUUAUAAGCUUACUUCUUAGUCCGCCUUCUCUAUACUCGCCCCUACAAGUCCAGCGAUACUCGUAUCACAUACCCCAUUUAACAGUUCAUUCGACAUCAUGGAUCCCUCUCUCAAACGCGCCGUUCCUACCGACGAUGAGAAUCAUCAAGAGCCUGAGGCUAAGCGACAACGAACUAUCGAGCCCGACUCCCGCUCUGUUACGCCAGCCGAGGUCGACCUAUCAGAGAGACCGAUUUACGAUGUGGUGAGACGUCCGAAUGCCGAAGACUUUGGCAGAGAUGGGCUUCGACGUUCUAUCGGUGUGGCGCUGAAGCACGUGGGCUUCGAUGCUGCUACCCCUGAUGCUCUGGAGGGAUUCACGGAGACAGUUGACACCUAUAUCACUGGCUUCAUCGAGCACCUUCGUCGUAUCGCCAACGCGGCAAGAAGAAACGACCCUAUACCCGAAGAUUUCGAGCUGAUCCUUCGUCGUCACGAUGUUGACCUAUCGUCUCUGAAGCUACAUCUUAAGAAUCCUGUACAGAAGGAGUACGUUGCGCCAUCGUUCUUCGACCCCGUAACGGAAGACGUCCAAUAUCUUCAGAAGCCGCGGCCAUUUCUAGGUGAAGAGCUGUCUGGAGAGAAAGAAAAAGAGGCCCGGCCGUGGAUACCCAAGAACUUCCCAGCAUUUCCCAGCGCGCAUACCUACAGAUUUACCCCAGCGGAGCAAGAGCCAGAUAUCGAAAAGGAGCAAUUACAGGCGGAAGCAGAUGCGAAGAAGGGCGAGGCAGCGCUGAGGCGAAUCAACCGGGCUGCUAGAAUUAGUCGACAGAAGGAGCUCAGAAGCGUCGCGCAGCGCGAUCCGCUAAGCCGAAAACGACACCAGAAUUGGGAGGACAUGAUGUCCGAGUUGCUACCCAAGGCCGGCCCGGCGACGAGUAGCGCGCCAGAUAUUGCCGAUCAUAGCUCGAUUGUUAAUUUCGGUACCAAGUACGGACGGAAGGGAAUGCCUAAAAACAGCCGACGGCCCCAGGCUGACCCCUUUAACGGCAUGAUUUGACGACUACAAAUCGACUAGUUGAUCUCCGGUGAAGGACGAUACCACUAAUGAAUGUUAAUUGGUCAUGAUGCGUGAUCUUGGUGGUAAGAUGCUCCCCCUGUGAGGCCGGCUUAUUGUUCGGAGACUUAAUUUGUUGAAUAGCGAGGCGAUCUUAGAAGCUACUUCUACGGCUAUGGACAUGAGUUCUAUUGAACCCUCUUAACCGUAUAUGGCAGUUUUCUAGUACUUCGAGGAAGUGGCCGAUGGUAGCUCUCUUGCGCCCCCGUACGGCCAGAGGAGAAAGUUGUCGCUGAGGAAGAGCCGGAUCCUUCUGGGUUAGCGGUUUGGAGAUGCACGCUCAGAUUUUAUAUUGUUUAAAGAUACCCAAUCCAAGCGUUGUCAUUAUAUUCGAUUCUAACUUGGGCGCCG